Messenger RNA from Stylophora pistillata, 2843 nucleotides. RefSeq names its product LON peptidase N-terminal domain and RING finger protein 3. The record is from RefSeq and is a predicted model, not a curated record. Gene Ontology annotation, molecular function: ubiquitin protein ligase activity; protein binding. NCBI's taxonomy places the organism in Eukaryota, Metazoa, Cnidaria, Anthozoa, Scleractinia, Pocilloporidae.
CUUAAGUAACAAGAAAAGCUGUGCUCAGCGCUAAUCAAAACGUUUGUUCGAAAUUUUCUUGAAACCAUAGUUUGCAUUGAAGUUGAGGGUUGACUCGAAUCUUUUUCAAAUGGGGAAGUGAUAAUUCUCAGUCACUUUUCAGUGGAAAAAAUAGAGGAUUAUUCGGCGCGUCAUCGUGGAAAGAAACGACAGAAAGAGGGACGAUCGAGAAAAUGUCGGACAACACGUAUAGCGAGGGUCGAACUCUAGAAGACACUCUGCUGUCGUAUUUUGACAUUUUUCAUAGUAGAAAUAUGGUACGCCGAGAUCGUCUAUUUCCACUUGUCGACGCGCUGAUGGACCACGAAUCUCAAAAUAUUAAGAAAGAACUCGACACGUGGAUAAAACAGAUCAAAGCGUCACAAAGAAGAGUAUUUCACUGUCCCUGGUGUACGUGUGUGUUUGAAAAUCCCGUCACACUAACGUGUGGUCACACUGUUUGUCAGGAAUGCCUUCGAAGAAAAUCGGGGUUGAUCGGUGAAGACUGUUCGGAGAAGUCGUUAAAUUUCUGCCUUCUUUGUGGAAAUAAUUUAUUCAAUGAAGGAAAUCGGUCGGUGAAUGUUAUCUUGUCCGAUAUAAUUACAAAACUAUUCCCUGAUGGAGGGAAAAGUGCGGAAGCAAAGAAACUUGGCCAAAGUCAGUUAAUUUCACAAUGUGCGAAGAAAGCAGUGGAAACAUUUUCAGUCGCUCUUCACUCGAAACCGAAAGAUUAUGAGUGCCUCUGCCUGCGGAGUGAUGCCUAUUUGAAAUUGAAUCUGCAUUAUUUAGCACUCAGAGACGCCAACAGUGCUUGCGAGUUACGACCAGAUUUGCCAGAUGCUUUUCACAGAAAGGCGAAAAUUUUAACGGAAAUAAAAUCAUGGGAUGAUGCAGUCUUGCAGUUUCUUCGCUGUGCUGCUCUUAAUCCAACCAGGCCUCGUCGUGACGAGUUGACUGAAAGUUUAUUUAGACUAUUUACAUCCGUGACUUUGACGAAACUCGAGGAAAAGGUUGCUGCGAGAAAGAUUGCAACUAAUAGUGCUGCAGAGGAACUCCAGGAAGGAAAAUCAGAUACUGAAAGUAUUGGAAGCCUGAGUUCCUCAGAGGAAGAAAGCAGCACGAAUGAGCAAGAGAUUGCUCAAAGCAGCUGCGAGAAAAUUAUCAUUAUCGAAGUAGCUGAAUUACAGUGCUACAUUUGUGGCCGUUUACUUUUUUAUCCUGUGACAGUCCAAUGUGGUCACACCUUCUGCAAGGAAUGCAUCAAGGACAGUCUUGAGUAUGGACCUAAAUGUCCAAGUUGUGGAACAAUCUUGAAUGAUUCAAAAACGAGUCACUGGAAUUUGACCGUGGUACUGGAUGGAUUACUGAGAAUAUAUCUAGAGGAGCCUUACCGUGAGAGGGAGGAAUUUCACUCGCAGGAAGUGGAGAUGUGGACUAGGGUAGGUAUUGACCAGAAUGUAGAGGUGCCAAUACUAGUUUGUACCAUAGUAAUUCCACAGGGGCGAAUGGAUCUCACCCUGUCCCACCCCUCCCACCGAGUCAUGGUGCGGCGUUCUGUUGAAUGGGGCUCCCAGAUGUUUGGAAUAUGUUUGCCUGACGAAGACAAAGGUUUCACCGAUUAUGGAACUAUUGUCGAGGUACAGGCUACUGCAAGCUUCCCAGCUGGAAAAUUGGUGGUACAAGCAGUUCCCAAACGAAGUUUCCGUGUUGUUACAAGAAGUGUUUCGAAUGGUUGCCCGACAGCCAAGGUUGAAUGGGUGGAAGAUGCAAAAAUCGACAAUUGCGAUGCGUUACUGCAUUUGAAAUGGUGCAACUCGUUGAGCCAUCAUAUGCUGAAGAGAUGGUUAGCUACGUUACCACAUGACGAGAAAGUUUGCCUUGAGAACUCUUUAGGACCUGUUCCGCCAUGCGAUAGUCAUUUGCUUCUAUCACCAAAUGGCCCACCCUGGCUGUGGUGGUCCAUGGCAGCAAUACCUAUUUCAGCACAAGAAAAACUGAGGAUACUGCUGAUGCCUGGAGUAGCUGACAGAUUACAGAGUAUGCAAAACUAUCUCGAAGCCUUGCUAAAAUCGAACAACGAUCAGGAAGAAAGAGAUGUGAAGCAACAAGCCACCGAUGGUUGUCACGCCUUGACCUCUUUGGACUCAUCCUUUCGUGAAAAUACUGUCAUCUGAGAGUCUGAGGCAGAGGGAAAAUAACAAGUGAUUGACAUCAUUAUUUUGCGCGAAGCCCUGCAAUUAUACUUAAGUAGGGUUUAGUCCCCGUUUAUCAGAUCCAUCAAGUUGCUGUGAGUACAGCCAUAUCAAGGAUUUGUCGUGAUCUUAGUUUAAAUCCCCCUUUCGUUUUUUUUAGUUCAAGUAAAAUCAGGCCAGGAAAACAGGAUAAUAAAUUAUAGCCAAGGAUGGAUGCUUAUUCAGUUGAUUUUGCUUUUAUGUUAAUCGUCGGGUCGUAAACCGUUUUUGUGAUAUUUUGUUUCUUUGUUUUUUUUUUUGGUUUUUCUCUCUGUGUGGUUCUUUCCAGAAACAGAGUCACUGGUCAGUUAUCAUCAACUUAAAAACGAGUUGAAGAGGGUCAGCGGAUGAACAUGCCACAGAAUAUAUCGAUUUCUAUUGAUUACUUUGAUAUAUAAUAAGAAUUGUUGUAAUAUUACGAUAAAAUUUCAGGAAAAUAUUUAUGAAUGAAACGUAAAAUGGUAAUCACAUAGUGAAGUUAUGAUACGUAUCUUACAUCAACCAGGUGUCACCAGAUGAUUUAUCAGAAGGGCUGCGAAGUACAGAACCCUCUUCGCAUGAACCACACCGUGAAAUUAAACUCGCGAAACCUUA